GUGAGGAAGGUACAACGUGCUUACAAUAAUAAUACAACUGUCUUUCAGUAUUUCAGGUACCACCAUAAAUUUGACAGACUAUAUCGACUGGAAUACGUUGGAAAACGUGGUUGUCAUUUACCAUAAGCUCUUCUUUCGUGGGGACGUUACUGACAGCCGCAAGGACAUGAUGCCACUAAGGGAAUGUGUUGUCACCCAUCAUCUGGGCAGUCGGCGAGAGCGCUGAUCACGUCGCUAAUAUCCGCUCUGGAUCUAUAUUUUCCGUCUGGAACCUUUGCAUCUCUCAUAAACAUUCCCCCGAAGAAUCCUGUGACUCACUGCGCGCGCCGCAAGCGCAGGCAAGCCGCUGCAUCCCAAUCAACCAGAGCGGACUUAGCUCAUUGGCAUUACGGUCAUACUUUUCUGGAGCACUUUUUACUUCGAUAGGCAGCGCCGUAGCUCGUGUGCGUCGCUGAGACUGGUGGCUUUUUGCUGCACGGGGGGACGGAAUAAGGGUGACGCGCGGAAAACGGAAUUCCUGGGAUUUUUUAUAUAUUUUACUCAAACUGAUAGGUUACUAUUCGGAGAAAGGACGCGCUACGGCUGUUCUAUUUGAUGGAGUCCGGAUUGCGAUUAUGGCUCAAAUGAGACUGGGCGUUCAGUUGAAUUUAAAUUAGGUGUUCAGCACCAACGAUCGCUGCAAGAAAGAGAGAGAGAGAGAGAGAGUAAGAUAUAAAAAGGAGAGUCUACAGAGAGGAAAGAAGAGGACAUUUACGUAAAGCGCCAGAAUAAGUUAAUUCCACGAUGAACAGAACUGUUUGUUUGAUCAUGAGACAUCGCCAAUUUAGUGGACAAAUCAACAGGUCGGAGGUGUAAAAAACCCUACGAAAUCGUAAACGCUCUCGCGGAUUAGAGGGGAUGUAUCUGUCUAUUUUCUUUUUCUUUCUCCUGUGGGCUCGAGCCCUAACAUUGAAAAACUUGAAUUAUUCUGUUCCCGAAGAGCAAGGACCUGGAACGGUAAUCGGGAACAUUGCCAAAGAUGCUAAACUUGGACUCGGACAGGGAGGGCAGGGCAAGAAAUCCAACUUCAGGGUGUUGGAGAAUUCUGCCCCGCACCUCAUUGACGUGGAUCCAGAGAGCGGACUUCUCUACACCAAGCAGCGCAUCGACAGGGAGACACUGUGUCGGCGGAGCCCCAAGUGCCAGCUCUCAAUGGAAGUGUUUGCUAACGACAAAGAGAUCUGCAUGAUUAAAAUAGAUAUUCAAGACAUCAACGACAACUCGCCCACUUUUCCCUCGGAUCAGAUUGAUAUUGACAUUUCUGAAAAUGCAGCACCGGGCACGCGCUUUCCUCUGACAAGCGCGCACGACCCGGACGCGGGGGAGAACGGGCUGAAAACGUAUCAGAUCACACGAGACGACUACAAUCUAUUUUCUUUGGACGUUAAAUCCCGCGGGGACGGGACUAAAUUUCCCGAGUUAGUUAUUCAACGGCCACUAGACAGGGAAGAACGGAGCCACCAUACCCUAAUACUGACUGCCACCGACGGUGGCGAAUAUCCGAGAUCAGGGACAAUGCAAAUCAACGUAAAAGUUAUUGAUUCCAAUGACAACAGCCCCGUCUUCGAACAGCCCUCUUACGUUGUGGAAAUUCCUGAAAAUUCUCCCCCGGGAAAGGUAUUAAUUGAUUUGAACGCUACGGACCCAGAUGAAGGCAACAACGGACAGGUUGUGUACUCUUUCAGUGGCUACGCCCCUGAAAGGAUCCGGGAGCUAUUCUCCAUAGAUUCCAGAACAGGAGUCAUAAAGAUCCAGGGGGAGAUCGACUAUGAGGAGAACCCAAUUAUAGAGAUUGACGUGCAAGCUAAGGAUCUGGGCCCCAACCCCAUACCGGGCCAUUGUAAAGUCACUGUUAAGGUGCUGGACAGGAAUGACAAUUGGCCGUCGAUAGGCUUUGUGUCGGUGCGACAGGGGGCUAUCAGCGAGGCGGCCCCCCCAGGCACCGUCAUCGCUCUGGUGAGGGUCACGGACAAGGACUCUGGGAGGAACGGCCAGCUGCAGUGUCGGGUCCUGGGGAGCGUCCCCUUCAAGCUGGAGGAGAACUACGACAACUUCUACACUGUGGUGACCGACAGGCCUCUGGACCGAGAGAUGCAGGACGAGUACAACGUCACCAUCAUGGCCAAAGACAACGGCCUCCCGCCCCUCAACUCCACCAAGUCGUUCAGCGUCAAGAUCCUGGACGAGAACGACAACGUUCCCCGCUUCACCAAGGCCGUGUACCUGCUGCAGGUGCCUGAGAACAACAUCCCUGGGGAGUACCUGGGCUCGGUCCUGGCCCACGACCCCGACCUGGGCCAGAACGGCACCGUGUUCUACUCCAUCCUCAACUCCAACGUGAGCGGCGGCGACGUCAACACGUUCGUGAACGUCAACGCCGCCAACGGCGCCAUCUACGCCGUGCGCUCGUUCAACUACGAGCAGAUCAAGUAUUUCGACUUCAAGGUGCUGGCUCAGGACGCCGGCUCGCCGCACCUGGAGAGCAACACCACGGUGCGGGUCAGCGUGCUGGACGUCAACGAUAACAUCCCCGUCAUCGUGCUGCCCCUCCUGCAGAACGACACGGCCGAGAUCCACGUGCCGCGGAACGUGGGCGUGGGCUACGUGGUCACCACGGUGAGGGCGGUGGACAACGACUACGGCGAGAGCGGCCGGCUGACCUACGAGAUCUCCGACGGCAACGAGGCGCGGCUGUUCGAGAUGGACCCGGUGACGGGCGAGGUGCGGACCGCCAACCCCCUCUGGGAGGAGGUGAGCCCCGUGGUGGAGCUGAUCAUCAGGGUGAUGGAUCACGGGAAGCCAACUCUGACGGCGGCGGCGAGGCUGAUCGUCCGAGCGUACUCCGGCCCCCUUCCAGGGGGCGAGCCCCGGGUCAACGAGGAGCACCACAACUGGGACACGUCCCUGCCGCUCAUAGUGACUCUCAGCAUCAUCUCCAUCAUGCUGCUGGCCGCCAUGGUCACCAUCGCUGUCAAGUGCAAGCGGGAAAACAAGGAGAUCAGGACGUACAACUGCCGCAUCGCCGAGUACUCGCACCCGCAGCUGGGCAAGGGGAAGAAGAAGAAGAUCAACAAGAACGACAUCAUGCUGGUUCAGAGCGAGGUGGAGGAGCGAGACGCCAUGAACGUGAUGAACGUGGUGAGCAGCCCCUCGCUGGCCACGUCGCCCAUGUACUUCGACUACCAGACGCGCCUACCACUCAGCUCGCCCAGGUCAGAGGUCAUGUACCUCAAGCCCACCGCCAACAACCUUGGCGUGUCGCAGGGUCACGUGGGGUGUCACACCAGCUUCACCAGUCCCGUCACCAGCACCACGGACACGCCUAGCAACCGCAUGUCCAUCAUCCAGACAGACAGUUUCCCCGCCGAGCCCAAUUACAUGGGCAGCAGACAGCAGUUUGUUCAGAGCAGCUCCACAUUCAAGGACCCUGAGAGAGCCAGCCUUAGAGACAGUGGCCAUGGCGAUAGUGACCAGGCGGAUAGCGACCAAGACACCAAUAAAGGUUCUUGCUGCGACAUGUCGGCCAAAGAAGCCCUAAAGAUGAAGGCGACAGGCGUCAAACCCCCACCUCUUGAGCAGGAUGAAGACUGUGUCAACUGUACAGAGGAGUGUCGAGUCCUAGGCCACUCCGAUCGCUGCUGGAUGCCCCAGUUCCCGGCGGGGGGCAGCCAGGCGGAGGGGGUGGACUACCGCAACAACCUGUUCGUCCCCCCGGGCAUGGAGCCGGUCCCGGAGACCGAGACCUACGAGACCACCAACCCCAACGGCAAGAAGACCUUCUGCACCUUCGGCAAGGAGCGACGGGACCACACCAUCCUUGUGGCCAACGUCAAGCCCUACCUGAAGGCCAAGCGCGCCCUCAGCCCCCUCCUCCAGGAGGUUCCUUCCGCCUCCGGCAGCCCUGCCAAGACCGCCUCCUCCCCCUGCUCGGCCGUCAAGAGCCCCGCGGACGGCGCCGAGGGCAAGCCCCCCCAGGUGUCCUGUUCCGGCCACUACGGCCCCCCCGACGGACAGUACCUCUCCCCCAACAAACAGAGCAGGGAGUACCCACCCACCGACCCCGUGGCCAAGGUCCUGGCCGAGGCCCGGUCGCGGAUCAGCCAGGAGGCCGGCAUGGUGGUGGGCGGGGCCGCGGAGAUGGACUGCGUUCUGGAGCAUGCCGGGAACGGGGCAGAGAUGGGCCGGGAGGGCAUGGAUGCGGAUCAGGUGGUCAGGGACAUCGACAAACUCCUCCAGGAUUGUAGAGGAAGUGAGACGGCCACCCUCAGGAAGUGACACGUUGCGGGGAGGGGGAGAGAUCGAGGGGGGGUGAGUGUGAGGGGGAGAGGGGGCGCGCUCUGCCUCUCAGACUGCCACCAAAAUGGAAAAGAGAGAUCAAAAAGAGAACUCUUUGAGGAGCCAAUCUUGUUUGUUGAUUGUGUCGUUGAUGAACCUUGUACAUGAAAGGAGUUUGUGUGGACGCUUAGAUGCCGCUACUGUUGCGAAUCAUGACGACUAAAACCAGUAACGACUGCAGAUGACAGAACAGAGAUGAUGAGUAAACAGGGACAGCUGAACAGUCUGUCGACUAUUUGUUUUGACUCUCGUUUUGCGUUCUCGUGCCGUGGCAGAAGACGCCUGUCCCGGGUUCUCUAACAGCUUUUCUCCAAGUGGCCAGCAGCUCAUCUGUGUGUGUCGUCUGUCCAUCCAUCCGCCCUUCAGACCCCCCACACGUUCGCUUGAGCGUUCCCAGGGAGGGGGGGGGGUUGUUUGUUUCGUGUGUGUGUGCGCGCCGCUGCUAGCGUUCAAGCAGCCGCUCGGUUGUGACAAUCGGAGGUGCGAAGAGAACGGGCGACCGUUCCUGAGACUGGCGUCCGGGGGACGAGCGCAAAGACGACAAGAGACUUGGAACAUCUUCUAUCUUUUCUGACUUUGUAAUAUUGAUGUUUGAAGUGCAGAUGAGACUGUUAACAUCCAGAGAGGAUGGUCAGUCUGAGGAAAUGA
Osmerus eperlanus (European smelt) is the source of this 5022-nucleotide messenger RNA. It is a transcript of the gene pcdh17, whose product is annotated as protocadherin 17. Lineage: Eukaryota; Metazoa; Chordata; Actinopteri; Osmeriformes; Osmeridae. Bases 898 to 4314 code for a protein of 1138 amino acids. Gene Ontology annotation, molecular function: calcium ion binding. Gene Ontology annotation, biological process: homophilic cell-cell adhesion. The transcript is spliced from 5 exons. Gene Ontology annotation, cellular component: plasma membrane. The record is from RefSeq and is a predicted model, not a curated record.